This is a messenger RNA of Ruditapes philippinarum (Manila clam), 6247 nucleotides long. RefSeq names its product nucleoporin NUP188-like. The transcript has 47 exons. Gene Ontology annotation, cellular component: nuclear pore inner ring. The record is from RefSeq and is a predicted model, not a curated record. The coding region runs from base 47 to 5344 and encodes 1765 amino acids. Lineage: Eukaryota; Metazoa; Mollusca; Bivalvia; Venerida; Veneridae. Gene Ontology annotation, molecular function: structural constituent of nuclear pore. Gene Ontology annotation, biological process: RNA export from nucleus; protein import into nucleus.
CAUUCUUUACUAUUACAUUCGGAUAGCAUUUGACAUCUCUGUCGGCAUGGCGGACUCAAAUGCAAGAAAAAUAGACAGUUUUGGCAACCGCCAUUUAUGGCAGUUUAUCAGUGGGACAGGCAUCCUCAGGCCAAGGGAGCUGAUAAAGAGAGAAAUGACAAGAAAUACAGAGAAAAUUUUAAAUGGCCUGUUGUUUUAUAAAAAGCCCAGGGCACCUCAAGGGGAUUUGCUGAAAGACAAAAAUCUACAAAAACAACAGAAAGACUUUGUUCUCAAGUUAACAACAUUCUUGAACUUAGAAGAAGACCAGAGCUAUGAGGUGUUCUUUUCUUACCUUUCCCAGGAUUUUAGAGGCUCUGAAAAAAAUUUGCAGCUGUGUCUAAGUACUGAAAGACAUAGUCAUGCGUUUAUGGUAAAGAUACGUGACUUUUACCACAGUGAACGGUUAUACUUACUGCAGUGUAUCCUACAUAUUCUUACAUUCUGGUCGGAGUCGGAAAACCACCCAUACAGGGAGGAGUACACUGUUUUUGUGAACAUUUUGUUGAAGGACAAUGAGCUGAUAAAGAAGCUGUUAGAACAGGUUGACCUAUUGUGUGAUGAGCCACUGCCUACUUGGGAAACACACGGAACUCUAAUGAAUGAAAGACAGGCUUUGGUAUGGGCACAUCAAAAUAUGAAAGAACAAAAUGAACUGUUAAAGAUACUUCUAGUGUAUUGGAAGGAAUUUGAAGCCAAUGCACCAGACUUCAACAGAUUAUUAGACAAAUUUAAGAGGCAAGGUUUUGGUAGAAGACAGUCGUACAAACACAUUCUUGACGAGUCGUUUGAUAGAUUAACGAAACAAAUUGGGUCAUUAGAAGUUCUGGUACUACUUCAAGCCAUGGACAUGGAGACAGUGGAGAGACUGAGCUAUAGUAAAUGUUUCGAUGAUCACAGUUUGUUAAAGGACAAAGCAACAUUCCAGUCCGUAGAAAAUUCAAUGCAAUUACUGGGCUCGGAUCAGCCACAUAGUCCUUUACUGCUCAGUUGGGCUGUGAUCAGACAGCUGUACCUGGAAGGUGAAGGCGCAAAUAUAACAAGGAAGUAUGGGAACCAGGCUUUACAAUUGUAUGUGUUCAAUUUUCUAUCCGAGAUGCUGGACUUGGAACCAAUCUCUGGAAAAUCUAUUACAGCUUCACUUUCCCACUGUGUUAUUUAUACAGUUUUAUUAGCCGCCCUGACAGCCUUCGAUGAAUCAACAUUGACCAGAAAUAAUUCGGAAAUGCAGGAUUUAUAUGAUAUCACCUGUAAAUUGAUGGGGAGAGAUUUCAUUGCUGGAAAUGUUUGGAAAAAGGGAUUAGAGCAAGGUGUAGGGAACAUGUACCAGUCAGCUUUACUCAACUUCCCGCUGGAUUUCUCAACACUUGUUAAACUAAGUACAGCCUUAGCCUCAGCCAAUGCUGACAGUGCAUCUAAGGUUCUAGAGUUGUGGUCAGAACUACCAAGGUACACAGAAUAUCUGGAUAGGAACAGUUCACAUGACCUCAGAUUUACCAGUGACCCCUUGGUGUGCCAGUUGGCAAGGGAUAAAACCCCCUAUGGUGCUGGAGAUUUCCGGAUACCAGCUGGUGUAUAUGGGCAGUUGAUAACUACAGGUGGGAAACCAGUGUCUAACCUUGAAAUACCCAUAAUUCAAUGGGAAGUUACUUACGAUGGAUGGCAGUUAUUGAAGGGUGAAAUUCAGGAAUUACUCAGUCAAGUGGCCAGAGGUGCAGGUAUGGUUCAGCCAGUACAGGUAGAGCGAGUUACUGAUAUUGCCCAGUUUGUUCGAGCAAUAUGUAGGUCACAACCUUCAGCAGCAGACGGCCUCACAGACAUCAUAGUUCUCUUGUAUACACUCAUUCAGAGGUUUUCAUCAUUCAAUCCCCCACCUCUUGAGUUGCUGGCUGCCUGUAUUGAUUGUAUAACAUGUGUAGCUAAGCUCCACCCAAAAGAGGCGUGGCAUGAUAUGAAACAGACAGGACUCCUCCCCUUUUUGACAGAAAAUAUUGACAACAUGGCAGAAGUUCUCAGUGGUCGAGGUUUGAGCCCUGGACUAUAUGGCUCUUUGCUUGCGGGUUUUGAAGUACCACAAGGGGAGUAUCAGGUCACUGUGGCAUUUUUAGAUUUCAUAUCGGAACUUGUCAUGCCAUUGUACAAAAUAGGGCAUGAGAUGCAGUUACAACCAGUAGUUAUGUACAUAUUAAGAGAGAUUUUCCCAGCAUUUCAAAAGUGGAGAUACUAUAACUCUGUACGGAGGGAAAUAAUUGGUCACAAAUGUUUGAAAAUCGCUCAUAAGAUACUGAACUUCAGGCUGCCGAAGAAAAAGAAAAACUCUGAUAAGCCACAUAUACAGAAUCUGUGCGUGUACAGUCUACUAUUCACGGAAGCAGGGCGAGCUUUACUGGAGAUAAUAGCAACUGGGGUAGAACCUUUAGAGAUAUUGUUGGCCCAACAGUCAAGUCUGACAGAGGGAAGUGGUGAAGAUUUAAUGCAGUUGAUUCAGAUCGGGUUUUCUGUGAUGAACCGUCUGCUGUUACUGAAGUCACAUGAUGAGUUAUCACCAGUAGAAGUAGCUCUGUCCUCACAACCAGCCGGGUACCAGAACCAACACAUUGUUGCUGUUAUAGCAGAGUAUAUUUACCAUCGUACCAACCCGCUGUUACCGAAAUUAGCCACGCUAUUCCUUCGUAGAUUAGCAGUGGUAUUACCUAUGUCUAUCCUGGCAUGUCUCGGGGGACAAGGGGAGGCAAUCAGAGAUAUAUAUUUGAUGAGACUACAUUCUGCCACCGAGGAUCUAAGUUUGAAGACAGGCAUAUUGGAGCUUAUGUCAGUCUGUGUGGACACACAGCCAGGGUUGAUAGAACUGUUCCUAAAUGUACAAACCACAAAACCCUCUGCUACUAACAAGGAUGUGUUGGUUGGAAGGACCAGUUGUCUACAGACAGUACUGGACUUGAUGGACGUGAGGAGACAAGGCUCGUACCAGUGUCCCCCGGACCUGCUGUGUGCAUGCUGUAACUUUAUACAGGCAUUGUGGGUAGGCAUGAGAGAAACAGCAAUGGCAGCUUUAAGGGCAAAGCUUGCCUGUCUCUAUACUGGUGGCAAAGACUUAAAACUUUCAGGACCAAUGCUGACAUUCAAACUGAAGACAGUGUCUUAUAUCUUUAAAGUACUGGCCCAGGAGAUUUAUGUUACAAAUAGUACGAAGAUUGAUAAUAAUCUUUCAAAGAUCCUGAAAGAACUGGCAGAGAAAGGGAGGGUCAAGUACUGGUCAACAUAUAUCACAGAUUGUAUAAAGGAAGCAGACGAAGGGUCACAUGACAACUCUAUGGACACAAGCACAGACUGCACAGAUCAUCCCAUACACAAACUGCUUCUAGCCUGGAAGAAUUUCCUAGUUGUUCUAGCAAAGAUUAAUGUCGUGGAACUAAAGCUGGAUGAUGGUUUGAAGGAACUUAUUAUAGUUGACCUUUUGGAAGCCAUACAUGCACAGUUUACCAACUCACUGUCAGAACUUCGACACAAACUUGCUCAGACAUGCAGUGCUCUCUUCUUUACUCUUGUAAAGAGAUGGACAAGUUCUAUCAAGGUGUGGCGGCAAGUACUAGAUCGGACACUAGAGACCUUGACCUUGACAAUGUCAAGUGGAGAUAUGAUAAUACCAUCUGUACAGAUAGGUCUACUUGGAUCUAUUACAGCCAUACUACAGUAUCUCAGACUGGACGCUCAUAAGAGAGUAGACGUUCAGAAGUUAGGUCCUAUUCUGGUGUCUACAUGUGAGGUGUUAUUACAAAGUACAAGAGAACUGCCAUCAGUUAAAGAGCUACAGAAACUGAGAGAGAGUCUGGAGAAUACAGAGAAAUCAUUCGCUCAUACAGACCAUAGAUUGAAGUUACAGACAGUAGCAUGCUGUACCGUGGAGGAAUUGAUACAUCAUGUCCGAGACAGUGAGAUAUGGUUGCCUAUACUACAAGAAAACAUGGUACUGCCCGCCUUACUGUCUUCGGCAGAAAUUUAUCUCAAGUCACUGGAGGGCUUACAUUAUCUACAGCCAUUGUUCAUACUGUUCCUUACCAUAGCACAGGACAAAAAGGGUGCUGAAUGUUUAGCCAUGGCAGGACUGACUCAGCAUGUUUGUCUACCUAUUACAUAUUGUUAUCAGAAUGGAGACAGCUCUUACCCUGGUCCGAAACCUACACCGGGUAAAGUGGCGAGACCAAAGCAGCAACAGGUGACCUGGCACAACGUGUAUUGUCUGUGUUUAGACGUAUAUACAACAAUGCUGGCUACCAUGAAAUACUCAUUCCUCGAAGAUGCUUUCAACUUUGUGGGUUGUCAUCAGGAUAGGCUUCAACAGUGUUUAGAAAUAGCGAGGUUCAGUUUGAGUAGUGAAACAUUCAGUGAAGUAGAGAAGACAUGUUUACUCAUCAGUCAUCUAGCCAACUUCAGUCGAGAGUGGAGAUUACAUCUGCCUGAACCUCUAAAUAAAAUACUGAUGAGCCUUCUUUAUAUGUGUCAGACAUUUGUAUCGUUACUGAUACGUCCCAGGUACCUACAGUAUAUACUAGAGCAUCAAGGGCUAGAGCAGCGUGAGAGGGGCGUGGCUGAGAGGUUGCCGCUGCCCUGCUUACAGCACCAGGCUUCCACCGAGGAUAUAGACAGUCCUACUGUACAGCAUAUACAAGUACAACAUAGUAUGCUGAAGGUAUUAGGGGAAUGUUUUGUUGCUCUACGUCAAUUUAGUCCAGACCUUGUACAAAUAUUGGUGGAUCAGAACAUGGACGUUGGUGAGUAUGAGCCGUUUCUAGCCAUUGGAUUCAGUACCCCACCAGCAGAUCAGGAUACCCCACCUACUUUUGGCACCAUGUUGUCAUGUGUCAGUGUGGGUCUCCGCCUUUUGACCAAGAUGGAUGGUAGUAAAUCACCACAGAGACAAGAGAGUAGUGCCACGGCUGUUAGUACACCUAGUGUCAGUCAACAUGUUCCCAAGUCACUGGUAAUGUUUGUUCUAGAAAACGCCCUGUAUCUAACAAUGUCUCAAGGAAUGCUGUAUCUAAAGGACCCCAGUGUUCAUCCCCGAGAAAAACAGCUUCUGAAACGAGAACUUGGCACAGAAAUGAAUUCAAUUUUAUCUGGCAUCCAGCGUUACAUAAGACGUGGUGGACCACAAUCCCCUGCACCAACUACCCAGAUAAGCCCUAGAACUCAGUCACCAGGGGGAGCCACUCUUAGUCGUUCCAUCUCACAGACAUUCUUGUCUAAUCAGGAUCAUGCUAUUUUUAGACUGGUGCAAGAGUUUUCUAAGCAAGUGCUAAGGUGAUUGGACAGUUUUUAAACCAAUCAGGACGAAGUUUAUUUUUAGACUUGUGCUGACUUUGAAGAAGAGAAAGAUUCAUGCCACCUAUUGUGUUCCUUUAAAUGAAUAUUUAAAUAGUUUCUGGAAUGCUGCGUUUAUUUUUGUAAUGUAAAUUUGUGAAUAAGUGUGUUUUUUUGUAAGAUUUUGUUAUGAAACUUAAUUAUAGAAGACAGUUUUUCAUCUAAGUGCAGUAAUGGGUUACAUCCUUCUAAAUUUAAUAGGAAAUAACCAGUUAUUGCACUAUGGUGACAAAUGGUGCAUUUGCCCAAAUUGUAUACAUAAUCCAUGUUUGUGAAUUAAACAGGAUGUAAAGGCCAUUAAACUUUUCAUGUUUGGAGUAUAUAUGUAUAUAUUUAUUAGCAGGUUCGUAUAUUAACGUUAAUAUACGUACCUGUUAUUAGUAAUAAAGAUUUUUGACUAAUUAUAUGGCCGUAUAUAAUUAAAGUUAUAUUGCAAAUAAUCGUUUCUAUAUAAGUAUACAGUGAUAAAGGAUGUGAACAAUCUUUAUGUACAGCAAGUGUCCUUUUUAAGGCAAGAUGAAAAUUAAUCUAUGUAUUGACAACAACAGUGUAUACAUUGUUAUAUAAUAAGCUGCCCGGUCAUCCAAUGAAAAGCGACGUUACAUACAUGUUGAAGUAUUAUGAAAUUUGAAAAAAAAAUGUUGUUUUCCAGUUAUUCCUGAAUUUUAUGUUUUAAUAUAAAUUUUCAAAAACGGAGAACAACAUGGAAAUUCAACUGCUCUGAAUUAAAAUUAGUGUCAUUUAGUAUGAAUGAAUGAAUGAAUGUUGUAAGUUUAAUUUUACCAGUCAAUUUAUCUUGAUGGAAAACUUAGUAAUUAUUUUUUCUGGAAAUAAAAAAAGGAAUUCA